GGUGCUCCCGAGUCGCUUUGGCCAUGUUGUGCCAACUAGAGCAAACGGCCUAUUUUGAAGUUCGUCGAGUCCCAUCGAAAGAAAGGGAAACAGGGGAUACUCAGCGACACGACAACAAUGGUGGCGCCACGUGUGUACGCGGUGCGAGUGCCGUUUUACUACGCAGCACCACCGCCGCUUGAAUCUGGCGGCUUCGACGCAGGCGCGGACGCACCCACCGGGGACGCCGCUGUCUUCAUCACGUACGCCACGAUCGAGGUCACCGCGUUUGAUGGGCGCUUCUUCUGGAUGCACGUGUCAGAGAGCCCCAUUGGCUACGCGGUUCCGCGGCUGGGGUCGUGCAGCGUCUCUGUCGGUCUCUCUCUCCCAAGCACCGCCGAUCGCACCAGCGUCUCCACGUCGCAGUUGAUGGAGUUCGAAACGGACUCGCUGCAGGACCUGUCCGCUGGCACGAACACAACGGUGCAGUCCAUCUUCGCCAGCGGCCUGAGCCAGAAGGUUGUCCGGGGUGUAGCGAAGCGCUUCCACUCGCAGGUGACCGUGUACGUGAACUGCGCGAUUGAGGGGGAGCGUUGUCUCGCGCUGCUGGGCACCGAUGGUGGAAGCGGGUUUGAUAUGACGUAUCAGUUUGGCGGUCUGAUCUACCGUGAGGCUUUUGCCGUGGUGGCGCGGCACCUCGAAGAAUGUGGGAGUCCGACGCAAUGA
Molecule: messenger RNA, 705 nt
Organism: Leptomonas pyrrhocoris
Lineage: Eukaryota; Euglenozoa; Kinetoplastea; Trypanosomatida; Trypanosomatidae
Exons: 1
Coding region: 118-705 (195 amino acids)
Source: RefSeq, a predicted model, not a curated record